CGGGCAGUGAACACAACUCCUUUCUACAUAUUCCCCCACAGCGAGACAUCAUGCAGGGUAAUGACAGUGCAGCUUACAGACAAACAGUAUGGCCUCUCUGAAUUACCCACUUUCCGAAAGCCUAGACUGUUCAUACUCUCUCGAAGAACAAUCGUAACGGGCUCGGCGUAGAUGCGCAAUAUGGAAAGCUUCCCUUACCUUCCACCCCGGUAAUCCUGCAAAUGCUAGGUUAAAUCCACUUCCGGCAGGAUAUAAAUAUGCAGGUACCCAGAGGAGAUGAGGAUUCAACGCUUUGGGUCCUCGGCGUUCUCUGAUCAGCAAGAUGGGGUCCUUCGUGAAGCACGUCGCAGGUUAUGCGCUUUUGCUCGGCAGCGUGAUCGCGGCACCGGUCGCUCAGGAAGUGGAGAGCUUCAUUGAAGUUGCCGUGGCGAAGUCAAACAGCUUAAGAGUUGAUCUCGGGUAUGGGAUUUAUGAGGGGAGGUUGCAGAAUUCCACAGGAUUGAAUGUAUGGAAAGGAAUCCGGUUCGCGGCUCCACCAACCGGAAACUUGCGCUGGAAAGCUCCACAGCCGCCAGCGACAAAUCGGACCGUGGUUUCGGCAACAAGCUUCGGUCCGAACUGCCCUCAGGCUUAUCCUUCGAGUCCCAAUCCGCCUUUCGUUCCUGGGGACGAAGAUUGUUUGUUUUUGAACGUUUAUGCGCCUCCUACUUUGAAGUCGCAGAAGUUGCCCGUGCUGGUGUGGAUCCAUGGCGGCGGUUAUGGCCUUGGAGAUGGGAAGCAAGAUCUCAGCGAGCUCAUCAACGACAAUAAGAAGGCGUUCAUCGGCGUGACUAUUCAGUACAGGCUCGGUGCCUUCGGAUUCCUCUCUUCUGCAGAGGUCAAGGCCAUAGGUUCACCCAAUGCUGCUCUCUUGGAUAUGAAGUUUGCUCUCGAGUGGGUGCAAACUCACAUUGCUAAGUUUGGCGGAGACAAAGAGAGAGUGACAAUCUCUGGAGAGAGUGCAGGCGGUGGUGCUGUGAUGCUACUCGGAAUUGCCAAGGACGGCGCGCUCGGUACUACGCUUUUCCAGAAUGGCAUAGCUGCUUCUCCAUAUCUCCCACCUCAACAUGACUUCAACGGUGAGAAGCCUACAUUACUGUACAACGAGUUUGCCUCUCGAGCGGGUUGCGGCAACGCUUCCAACAAGCUGGAUUGCCUCCGCAUAAAGGACUCCAUGACGCUCCAACAAAUAAAUGCGGAAAUCGUCACCACUCAGGUCUAUGGCACUUGGCCCUUCUUGCCCGUCACGGAUGGUAGCUUCAUUAAGCAGCGACCCACCUCAGCACUGGAGAAAAAGCUUGUGAAUGGCAGGAAUAUUCUUGUUGGCAACAACGCUAACGAAGGCCCUCUUUUUGUGCCUAAAGGUGCCAUCAAUACAGUAGAGGAUCUCAAGGCUUGGCUGCGGCAGGUGUUCCCGUCGCUGACUGAUGCGGAUGUUCACACCAUCCUCGAGGCGUAUGCCAGCUCGGAUGCACCUGUCGAUCCCAACGCGCCCAAGUUUGCGACCAACGGACUUGGCCCUGCCACCGCAGUGAACGUCAGCCAAGUUGCAACCGGCCAGCAACAACGUGCCAAUAACAUCUACGCCGAGGCAACCUUCGUCUGCCCCUCCUACUGGCUCAACACGGCCUACACCUCCAAGACCCCCUCUUCCUUCCACUAUCAGUACUCGAUCCCCUUCGCCUCCCACGGCGACGACGUUCCCGGCUACUUUGGGCCCGCCACCCCCAAUCAAGGCCGCGACUUCGCUCUCGCCUUCCGCCAGAUAUGGGGCAACUUUAUCACCAAGUCGAACCCAACCCUGGUUGGCGGGCCCGGAGACAUCAGGUGGCCUGAAUGGACGCCUGGAGAGGGAGCGUAUAUGAUGAAUCUGAACACCACGGGCGGGAUGCCGUAUGAGGUAGAGACCCAGUUUGGCGUUGUCACACAGUUUAAGGAGCCCGGGUUGAGGAAGUAUAUCAUGCCCGUGAAUGCUUGGACGUGGGAGGGUGGUAGGGGAAAGAGAUGUGAGGUUUGGAAAGCGCUGGCGGACAAGAUCUUGAUUUAAGUUAUU
Westerdykella ornata is the source of this 2092-nucleotide messenger RNA. RefSeq names its product alpha/beta-hydrolase. Lineage: Eukaryota; Fungi; Ascomycota; Dothideomycetes; Pleosporales; Sporormiaceae. The transcript has 5 exons. The record is from RefSeq and is a predicted model, not a curated record. Bases 323 to 2086 code for a protein of 587 amino acids.